AUGACGUCGCUCUGACUGCAAGUCCGACCGACUCCUUCGUUUGUUUUUAUUACUCUUUUAAUCUCGGGCCCCGAAUCGGUAAUCUGCAAAAUGACGGCCACAAUGUGAGAUGAUCUGCCGCUGUCGCUCGACCCGUCGCUGUCGCUCGUCCUAUCAGGAGCAGCGGCUCGCUGUGGACGAUUAUUAGUGAUAAUACGCAGUAGACUUCUCCAGUGCGUCUAGCUGUCAAACUGAAAACUAUGUAUUGGAAAGAGUAGACAAGAACACAUGUGUUGAUAUUUAUUGACUUUGCUUUGUGUGUCUUUUUUUUGUCCCCUGGAUUAUCGCUGCCCAGCAACACAGCCACCUGACAACUCUGAAUGUCGUAAUUAAGGUGAAUCGAUGAACCAGCAAUGGAAACCAAAAGAUACCAAAGUUUAUUUGAUGGAAGUGAUACAGAGAACAAAUGGUCUCAGGCCCCCAGCACCAUGGAGUACAGCUGCAAUACUGAGGCUCAGAGUCUGACUAGUAGUGAUAUCCUGAUGGACAUAGUCAGUGUCAGCUGCCCUGCUGGAAGCCCGACCACUGACUGCAAAGACAACAGUACAAAGAAGCAGGGCCAGCAAAUGCUUCGGCUCAGCCAGACCCAGCCAUUUGCACUCCCACACUUCAACAACUCUCUCCAUGCUCAUAAGCAGGAAAUGGACUCCAAGGAGCUUUCCAAGACUGUGGCUGAGUCUAUGGGCCUGUAUAUGAAUGCUGCCAGGGAGGCAGACUUUGGCUUUAGCCAACAAGGGGGCAGUACCAGCCCUGGGAAGAUGUAUCCAGUGUGUGGACGGCCUCUGGAGGACACCCGGUGCAGUUCCACAAACAGCCCCAAGUUAAAGCCUUUUGGUUUCCAGCAGUCCAGCACAACUCCCAGAGAAUGUAUCGCUGGGACUCCAGCUAGCUCAAAGCCUAUGAUGGCCUCAUCGCUGUCCUGCAGUCCCCAGACCUCCAGCUCCAUCUCUAGCCCUGGGGGCAGCAAUAAUAUGGUGUCAUCAACUACCAGUCCUCUUACGUGCUUUGGACCAAUGUGCUCCUCCGUCAGUAGUCCUGUCAGCCAGACAUCUUGUGCUGCAACUCUGGCCAACAUCAAACACAGGAAUUCAGCCACAUGCAGCCCUGUGGAGUCGAGCACAGUGGGCUCACCACCACUCACCAGCCCGCUCAACAUCAUGAGGUCCCCCAUGUCCAGCCCCCAGAGUAUGAGCAGUGUGAGAUCCCCUCCAUCCUGCAGCACUACUUGUAACAUUAGAUCAUCUGUUUCAAGCCCUACAGGUGGCAGCUGCACCAGCACUGCCAUCAACUGCAACACAGUAAGGCUCUCCAUCUCCAGUCCGGCCACAGGGGCCCCUAUGGCUGUCAGCAGCCCACAGAACCUGUCUUCUGGUGGGUUUGCUGUGUCCAGUCCUGCUGGUGGACUGGGUUUGGUGCAGAAUGACACCAACAGCCCAGAAGCAACAGGUCUGAUCAGAGAUACAGACUUCAAGAACUUUGAGUUCCCUAAAGUAGAGAUGGUAGAUGGGGAGGUGUUCAACGUCGGCUUAGACCAGGUAGGCAUGGUUAAGUACAUUAAGAAUGAGCCUGGAACUGAUUUCAGGAGCAUGUGUUUAGGCAGCUCCAAGUGCAAUGCGAGCACCACACCCUUUGUCACACAGAUUAAGAGUGAGCCAAACAAAAAUGUGGGAUGUAUGAAUCAACAGCCCUACGGUGAGCAGUCACCAUCUCUUGGUCUCUUCUCAGCGCCUGAGACCAACUAUCUGUCCCUGAGGAAUAAUAUUGAUGAAUACAGUCUUUCUGGUAUCUUAGGACCCCCUGUACCCUCUAUGAAUGGGAACUUUGAGCCUGAUGUGUUCUCCAACAAUGUCCUGUCUAAAGGGGUUAAACAGGAGUCCAAUGAUGGCAGCUAUUACCAAGAGAAUAACAGCAUGCCCACAUCGGCCAUUGUUGGAGUUAAUUCCGGUGGACACUCAUUCCAUUACCAGAUUGGAGCGCAAGGAACAAUGUCUUUCACACGGCAUGAUGUGGGGGACCGGUCCAAUCCUUUGUUGAAUCUAAUUUCACCCGUAACGGCAUUAAUGGAGUCAUGGAAAUCUCGGCCAGGCGUGUCACAGGGGUCGCUGUCAACAAGAGGUGAAGGAUACCUGGGUCAGAACUGCAUCACGGACAGCAUGUCGAGCUCACCACUGAGACAGCCAUCCUCAACAGCCAAAGUGUGCCUGGUUUGUGGAGACGAGGCAUCAGGAUGCCACUACGGUGUUGUGACCUGUGGAAGCUGCAAAGUCUUCUUCAAAAGAGCUGUGGAAGGUCAGCACAACUACCUGUGCGCCGGGAGAAAUGACUGUAUCAUCGACAAGAUUAGAAGGAAAAACUGCCCAGCAUGUCGUGUACGGAAGUGUCUCCAGGCCGGGAUGAACCUUGGAGCACGAAAGUCCAAGAAGCUAGGGAAACUGAAGGGAGUCAGCGAGGACCUGCAGGGUUCUAAGGAUGGCCAAACUGCCACAGGUGGUGUUGGAGGCGUCUACCUGUCCUCUGAGAAGGAACUGAAUGCCACCGCUACCAAAGCCCUGGUCCCCCAUGGGCCUGGAGUGGUCACACCUUUUCUGGCACCCUCCAUCUGCAGCGUGUUGGAGCUGAUCGAGCCUGAAGAGGUGUACUCUGGUUAUGACAACACACAGCCUGACACCACUGACCACCUGCUGUCCAGUCUCAACCACCUGGCCGGAAAGCAGAUGGUACGCAUGGUGAAGUGGGCCAAAGUACUUCCAGGUUUUCGGGCCCUGCCCAUCGAGGACCAAAUCACCCUGAUCCAGUACUCCUGGAUGUGUCUGUCCUCCUUUGGCCUCAGCUGGCGCUCCUACAAACACACCAAUGGACAGAUGCUCUACUUUGCCCCUGACCUCAUCUUUAACGAGGAACGCAUGCGGACAUCAGCCAUGUAUGACUUAUGUCUGGGCAUGAGGCAGGUGAGCCAGGAGUUUGUGCGACUGCAGCUAACCUACAACGAGUUCCUCUCCAUGAAGGUCCUCCUGCUUCUCAGCACAGUUCCCAAAGAGGGUCUGAAAAACCAGGCAGCGUUCGAAGAGAUGAGGGUUAAUUACAUUAAGGAGCUACGACGUUCAGUGGGAAAAGCAACCAACAGCUCCGGCCAAACCUGGCAGCGCUUCUUCCAGCUCACCAAGCUACUAGAUGCCAUGCAUGAUCUGGUGGGGAACCUGUUGGACUUCUGUUUUUACACCUUUCGUGAGUCCCAGGCCCUGAAGGUGGAGUUCCCUGAAAUGUUGGUGGAGAUCAUCAGUGACCAGAUAACAAAGGUGGAGUCAGGCCUCACUCACACAAUCUACUUCCACAAGAAGUGACUCACUGAACAAUUGGGACACAUGUGGUAUUAAUAACUGGAAGAGGGGAAGCAAAUGUUCAAGGAAGAGAAAAUGUGCAAAGAAGGCCUGACCAGUUGGCCUGCACCCUGUCACCCAGUAUGCCAGCAUCCUCAUCUCGGAUGGGAAAGUUAAGUGACAUGGUGGCAGAGGAAAAAGGGGAGAAGGAUUUCACUCUGCCAUCACCGCGAGCGGGUCAGAGCUGUGAAUAGUUUGUGAAGUCGAGCACGACAUGCAGAGAACGACUUGUGGCAAAUGUGACAAGGCAUCCUGAAGUACCCCCUGUGCCCCCUGCCCCAAAGACGAUAACAGUAUUUUCUAUGGAGAUAAAGCCAUACACUUCUUAGGAUGCGACAGAUAUGUUCACUAAUGCACAUAUGCACGCACACAUUCACACACAUGUAGAGGGGAGUUGAAAAACAUGUUGUCCACAUGCCUUCACACAAAUGCACAGAUGCACUCCACAUGCACUAAAAUCAGAUUCCCUUACAAAUCUACUUAAAACUAUUUUGCAAAUAUUAACUUGGCUUAUGCAGUCUUUCGUAAAUAAUAGCACUAUGAAAAAAAUAUGCCAAUACUUAGAUUUUGCUUUGCAGUGUAGCAACAUGCUGCAGGACUACAGGGCAAAGGACAUUAUGAGGAGGCACAGAAAUUCUAGACUGUAAGGCUAAAGGUCUAUCUAAAUAUAUUCCAAGGGCUAUCUAUACAAGUGUCGUCAUAUGCUGAAUGAUUACAUUAAAUCUAAGAAGUCCAAGUUUGAAUCUCAAUCGGUGUCAUAAGAGCCAUCAUUAACAUUAACAUACUGGGUUUUUUAAAAUCCAAAUAUGAAGAAAACAAUCAAAACUAAUAUGCAAAAGUCCAAAUCUAAAGUUGUCUUGAAAUGUGUCUCUUGUGUAAAAGAAAGCUUGCACGUGAAGCACUGACAUCAUUAUUAAGUCACUAUUUUAGGCAUUGUGGUGAAGAAUUAAGAUAGUAGUGACGAGUGAUUUUACAUUUGUGCAAAAAUGGUCAGGAUUGCUGCAGGAUGGAAAACAUCACACAUUUACAGAAACGGUUUCAACAGAGCCUGCUGCUGAUGGAUUUGACUGAGGUGCAUCCAUAGUAAUUGCUGUCAUUUGUGUUAUCUCCAGAGCAGCUGUCCAAAUGUCUGUUUUUACUCACAAUGAAGCAAAACCAGCCCUUUGUGAACCAACACUUAUCUACUCUUCCCAGAAAUAAUGAAACAAGCAUUUUAUAAACGUGUUGCAAAGGUUUAGUUUUUGAGAAGCCAGUUAUUUUACAUUAAGGUGCUUCAUUUCUAAAAAGCCAGGCAAAAUAUAAUAUGUACAGUAACUUGUUGUCAGUCCAUACAAUACACUAUAUGGACAUACAGUUUAAACACAUACUCUGUAAAGUUGAUAUAAUCCUAAAUUGGAGCAUUACUCUGCAGUGCUUUCAGCAAAUUGCUAUGUAUGAAAACCAGGCAAAUAUGUACAGGUAUUAACAACAUAGACACAUUCUAUUCAGCUGUUGUACAGAAGAUGUUUUGAGGUACAUGUCGAUGAAUGCUUGAUGAAGAACUGCUGGUAUGAUCACCUAUCUUAACUGAGUUUAUUUCCUUUCUCUUAUCUUUGGACCAACUAUUACUAUUUUAGCUAUGGUAGGCCCAGUCAUCUGGACCAUUAACUUGUCUCACACCCCACUGGGUCUGGGAGGUUGUGGAACACUACUAUGAUGCUACUGAAAAGCGAAGGAGUCACUGGGGCGGUAAAACAGUGGGGGCAUGUUUUUGUUUUUAUGUGUGUGUCUUGUGAGUGUGUAUUUACAUGUGUGUAUGGAGCAAGUAUAGCUUAAGUUUGUGUUUUUUUUUCUUCCUAGCAAACAUGUGCAUAGUUGAUCUGCUAUUUUUAGCAUGGGUAUUAUAUGCAUUUAUGUUAUAGGAUUAGAUGUAUCCUAAUUCCACAUUUAGAUUUGCACAGAGGAGAUGCAAUGUGAAAUGAGGCAUUAGUGCAGUUAGUAGGUCUGUUUUGAUAAGCAACUGUGAUGAUGCGGGUAAAGACUUUCUGCAUGGUCACCCAGCCUAAAGUUAGAAAACAUGACAUCAUCAGCACAGCUGGGUGGUUGUGCCCUGUACACUAUAUAUAUGGCCUCAACUCUCAUAAUGACGGUGUUUUGCUGCUCAGUUAGGUCGUUUCUGUGGUGGAAACUGUGUGACAGUUGGUGUACAAAGAGAGAGAAAUGGUAGGCGGGAAGAUCACAACUGUCAUUAGGUAUCGUUGUGUAUUUUUAUUUGUUGUUCAAGGGAGGAGGUCUAUAUUUGUUGGAAGAACAGAGCAGUGUGUUUCAACCACUGACUGUAAAAACAAUGGACAGGCUGACAGCUCCCGCAAGUUGAUCACCCCUCUGGGUGCUGGUUGCGCUAUAUAUCAUAAAUCCUGCCUCUUCCAUGUUAGUGGAUGGGACAUCAGCCACACUAAAAAACUCAAAAGUCAAAAAAUCUUUCCCAAAGUAGAAGUGGUCAUUUUUCUCGAUAAGUUUGUUUUUAGCUAUUUGAUGAUAUAAAAAGGGGCAUGUUUCGGUUGAUUUGACAGCUUAGAUUGGCAGUUUGAUGCCGUCAUUCCACUUCUAGUCGCUACUGUGCAGAGUCUGUUGUAAAAAGCCAGAUGGUAGCCGCCAUAUUCAUGAUAUUUUGGCUUCACUUUUUCAUAGUGUACGGAAGUGGUGACGCCAUUGUCCAUUGUAUAUACAGUAAAUGGUUUCAAACGUUUCUCAUUUCAAAAUUAUAUAAGAUACUGAGCUGGCGCCCGGGCCCAGUUCACUCAUUUGGUGGCUUUUAUAAGCAGCGCUUUAAUCAAAAUUAAGAAACAGACUGUAUUUUCACUGUUUCAUUACUGUAUGUUGCUAUCAGCGUGUUAGAUUGAGAAAUGGGAAGAGGGUGUUGCACUUUUACCUAAAACAGGGCUGGGUCAAAAGAAAAUAUUAAUAACCCUCCCAACCCAAGUGAUUUUCAUUCCUGAUCAGAAAGGCCUCAUUUCACAAUCUGUCUUUGUUGUGCAUUACUGUGCUCAAAUUGUGAAGGACUCUUAAGCUAAUCUCUUACUGAUUUAUUAUUAUUUUUUGCCCCUUUUUUGUCAUUUUUAAGGAAUACAAAACAGUCUAAAGGUUCACAGGAUGAAUGGGAAAGUAUUUUUGAGAGAAUUAUAUUUUGCUGGAAAACAAUAUUUAAGUACUUUGUCUAAAAUGAUAUCCUUUUUGUAAAAUGAAAUGUUAAUGCAUGCUUUUUGAUGAGAUGUUUACAUUGUAUUUAAAAAAGGGAAACUUGUGCCUUUUUAUCUCACCUGAUUUACAGUUUUACAGUAUAUAUUGUAAAUAAUAUAGCAAGUCCUUAUGUUGAGUAUAGUAUAAGACAUUUCUACUUUAACCAUCUUGUUGAAAUAUUGAGAAAAAAAAAAACUAUGUGUUUCUCACUCGCCAUGUUCUGUGUGUUGGAUGACAAAGAGUUUAUAGUUAGGGUCGGUACCAGAAAGGGCCAAAUAGGGAAAUGAAUGUAUAAUACAUUGUGAGAGACUUAUGGAACCUACUACCUGAAUGUUAGAGAGAGUACAUUUAUUAUCUUCUUAUUAAGUAAAGUUCUUUGAUUUGGCAUCUUUUUUAAACUUUUUGUAUCAUUGUUCACGUGGCAAAAAAAAAAAAUAAGAAUAAUGAAAAAAACAUUUCUUAUUUUGUAACAAGAUGUACAGUAUCAAGUGAUGGAUCCUUGAAUUGUUGCUGUUGAAAUGGUCUCCUAAACAAUGGUGGUAUUGUUGAUGAGCACCACAAUAAAAUCAAGAAGUCACACACUAUUGAAACCAGGAUACAUGGGAGAAAGUUCUUGACUUUUCAGUUUGAAAACAAACUUUGUGGACACAAAAUAAUGAUGUCAUCAAGCCCCCGUUUGACCCCUCCACCCUCUGGAUGUAUAGGAGUUGACUGCUGGCCAUUAAAAUUCUUUGGCUAUUAAAAAAGGAAUAGUUGGACAUUUUUCCCUCCAACAAUUAGAUGAGAAGAUCAAUACAACUUUCAAGUCUGUGCAUUAGAUGUGAGACAUUAGGAGACUGUUAGCAUAGUUAAAAAAUGCUUAACCAAACAAAACAAAACAAACAAAAAAAACACCUAGCCAGUUUAAUCCUUGUUUAAUCCACAUGGAACUUGUUACAGUAUGUGCCAGACUGAGUCUCCCUGCUGUAAAACCACAACUAUUCAUUUUUAAUUCUGUCUUUGUAUGAACUAAACCAAUGAGCUAUAACAUGUUGUAGUGAGCUUCUGAGGUGCUGGUAGGCAGAUUUGGUUAGCAGGUUCAUUGUUUCCCCAUCUCCAGGCCUAAUGCAAAGCUAAGCGAACUGUAUCCUGGCUGUAGCCUCAAAAUGUUGAAACUACUCCAUUAAAAGAACAAGAUUAAUGAACAGUUUAUUAAUGGUCAUCUAUCACUGCUUACUGUAAACAAUAAAUAAAAACCUUUCCCCUAUGCAAGAAAGCACUGUUAUCUUCAAAGCUGUCCCCUUCUAAAUGAACUCUCCUUUUAUGCAUGAAUGGCUCAGAUUAUGUCCAACUGCUGUUUCACAGUACACUAUCGCGUCACCGUACUGCCGUACUGUAUGUGGAGUCACAUCAUUGACAUUUUCUGUUCACAGUGCUUAAUCGGGUGUAGAGAGACUAAGCCAUAUCCCCA
Monopterus albus (swamp eel) is the source of this 8085-nucleotide messenger RNA. It is a transcript of the gene nr3c2, whose product is annotated as nuclear receptor subfamily 3, group C, member 2. Gene Ontology annotation, molecular function: sequence-specific DNA binding; DNA-binding transcription factor activity; zinc ion binding. The transcript is spliced from 9 exons. NCBI's taxonomy places the organism in Eukaryota, Metazoa, Chordata, Actinopteri, Synbranchiformes, Synbranchidae. The coding region runs from base 393 to 3380 and encodes 995 amino acids. Gene Ontology annotation, biological process: regulation of DNA-templated transcription. The record is from RefSeq and is a predicted model, not a curated record.